UCAUUAAAUACGGAUACUAAACAUAUUAUACGGCUUUUAUAUGUGUUUAAUAAGGGAACCAUAAAAAAAUGAAACAAUUUGACAAUAAUACGAAUACAAAAAAUUUAAACCGAUAAAAUGUAUAUGUGUAUUUAAUAUUUUCCCACCAACUAACCGAGUUAAAACUAUGUGAAUUGAAAAGGGGUAAAUGAACUGAAAAUUAGUAUUUCGAUAAAAAAAAAAAUAGUGAUUCUAAUAAUAAUUUACAUUACUCGAGCCAAUCACAAGGCGCCAUUUGGUGGGGAGCCUGCAACAGCAACGUCGCCACAGGCCACAGCCAAAUCGCCCGGUCACCGUGAUGGUACUGCUGUAUAUGUGAAUUGCAUUCCCGCUCUUCAACGUAUUCUCCUUUUCAAUUUUCAGAAAUCAAAUUACCUCCUCCUGCCUGCAAGAAACCUUCCUCAAGAAAAUGGCGAGGCAGGUUCAGUUGCUCCUGAACCUCGCCAGAAAGCCCUCCACUUCUUCCCCUCCUACACUUCUUUUCCCCACCUUUGAUCCUCUUCCUCAUCGUGGCCAUUCUGCUAAGCGCCGAAUUCUUCCCCCUUACGAUCCUGCUCCUCCUCGUCCUGAAAAUUCUACCGAGUGCCGGCGAACUCUUCCCGCCUCCGAUCCUGCUCCUCCUCGUCCUGAAAAUUCUACUGAGUGCCGGCGAACUCUUCCCGCCUCCGAUCCUGCUCCUCCUCGUCCUGAAAAUUCUACUGAGUGCCGGCGAACUCUUCCCGCCUCCGAUCCUCGUCCGUCACCACUUGUAGUUCUGGAUCCGAAAUCAUUUGGGGAAGCCAUUAGUGAUAAAAUCCUCACUCAGAUGAAGCAGUGGAGGAAAGAAGAUAAAGAUUCAGCGAGGGUAAACACCACAAUUGCCUUCGUCGGAUUCUUCUCUGUCCUAUAUCAGCUGUGGAAGGAUUAUAGUGCUUGGAUAGAGAAAAAGAAGGAAGAUUCGCCAAUAUUGAAACAACAAUCUGAGAAGUUCAAGAAGGCGGAGACCCAGAAGAGAGCUCUCCGUUGAAAACCCAGAAGACGUCAAAGGAAGAAUUGAAGGGUUCUGCGGUGGAAACCCAGAAACCGGGCGAGGAAUUGAAGCGAUUUCCGGUGGAAACCCAGAAGCCGGAGAAAACUCAGAAACAGGAAGAGGAAUUGAAAGGGGCUGCCGCGAAAAUCCAGAAGAAUCCGGGAGAGGAAUUGAAGGAGCCUGCCGCAAAAACUCAGAAGUCAGAUGAUGAAUUGAAGGGAGGCUCUGCGGUAAAAACCCAGAAGAAGAAGCGUCUUGUGGUGAUGGGAUGAUCGGCACGGCGAUACUCAUCACGAUUCUUUAUCUGCGGAAGAAAGAGUAGAGAAAGUGACCGAAGAGUAACAAGACAAGACGAGGGUAGCAUGGUCUUUGGUUUGUUUCUUGACUUUCUUUCAUCAUGUACAGUACAAACAAAAUAUUCUUUGAAUUGAUUGAUAAAUCAUAAACGGGAUUCUCCAUUUUGACCUUACUCUGUUUUCUUACUUUUUCUGCAUUUUCUCCCGAUUCUUCCCUCUCAAACCCUUACCGCCCCGGACUUCUUGAGCUCACCCUCGCUCAAUUAGUUUCUCCACCACCGCCGAAAUCCGUCGCCUCCUCUCCCGCCCACAAUUCCUCUUCCAAUUGACGUUCGCUGGCCUUGUUCUUGGCUCUGCUCCGUCGAUGAGGAGGUUAGGGGUAACGAGUAGGGUGGUGGGUGAAUUUCCCUGUUAAAUGUUAAUGAGAUGCAGAGAAGAGAGUCGGCUGCUACUGCUUCCAAUGCAGUUAAGAUAUACAGUUCAUGUUAGUUAGGUGAUUGAGCUACCGUUUUCAGAUAAUUCCAUUAUCGGUAACUGGAAUUGUGCCCAGAUUGUACUUCUGCCGUGUGGUUGUGAACAGUCAGUGUACGUGGAGAGAACAGGUAAAUGCUUGAUCAUAAACUUCAAGUGUUCAUGGAAGACACUGUAUGAGAUUGUGGAACAAGAUAACAGUAUCUUUCCUACUUCCUGCGAUGGUAAGCUAUAAUUUGUGUCAACUUCAUUAUCUGUUAGAACUUGUGGGUUGAUUUUCAAUUCUGGUUCAGAACUUGUUUAUUCAUUGUUUAAAAUCCAGUUCCAGACCCUUUGCCCACUUUUUGAACUAUUGAGAUGACAAGAUUCCCUUGCAUGAUAUCAGAGUUUUGAUGUUUGAAAGUUCUCAUGUUCGAAAUCUUUAUCAACCUUAUUAGCAGUACUUCCUUGUGACUUGUGAGUUACCAUGUAUCUUGGUAGGUUUUCCUAGCAACUCGAAUUAGUGGUAUGAUUGAUCUGAACUGAACUGAAUUGUUCAAAUUGUGGGUCCUCAGAGGAGAUCCCUUACUCUGAAAGAUCCUAAAAAGUAUGAAUUCCGUCAUAGGAAGCUAUUUAAGCAGGUUAGCUUAACCUGUUCAGUUUGUCCAAACCCAUAAACUUGAAAGGCUACUAGCUAGCACACCUGUUUGUUGCAAAUACAAAGAUAAAACUUAA
This is a messenger RNA of Linum trigynum, 2529 nucleotides long. NCBI's taxonomy places the organism in Eukaryota, Viridiplantae, Streptophyta, Magnoliopsida, Malpighiales, Linaceae. The record is from the annotation of a GenBank genome assembly.